AUGCCAUUAAAAUUAGAUAAUGAAGGAGAAUUAAGAGAGGCUCAGGCUGCGACAUUCAAUAUAGAUUCAACAAGUGGAUGGGUCUUAUUGAAUUAUGUUGGUCCAUCAACUGUUCAUUUCUAUGCUGGUGGUGAUAAUUUCGAUGACAUCAAAAAACAAUUCGAAGAUGAUCAAAUUCAAUAUGGUCUGGUCAGAAUUGGUGGUAUUCAAGAAAAAGGAACAUUAAAAACCACCUCCAGAGAUAUUUUCUUUUGUUGGAUAGGCCCAGGUGUUGGAAUUAUCGAAAAAGGUAAAAAAACAGCUCUUUUGGGUGAUGCUCAAUCUUUUCUUCAACCGUUCCACGCAGAUAUUACCGUCCUCAAUAAAGAUAAGUUUGAUAGAGAAACAGUUUUAGAUAGAUCAAGCCCAUUAUCAGGAAGCCAUGUCAUUGAUUAA
This is a messenger RNA of Heterostelium album PN500, 435 nucleotides long. RefSeq names its product coactosin family protein. Gene Ontology annotation, molecular function: actin filament binding. The coding region runs from base 1 to 435 and encodes 144 amino acids. The record is from RefSeq and is a predicted model, not a curated record. Gene Ontology annotation, cellular component: cortical actin cytoskeleton; actin filament; site of polarized growth. Gene Ontology annotation, biological process: regulation of actin filament polymerization. The transcript has 2 exons. NCBI's taxonomy places the organism in Eukaryota, Evosea, Eumycetozoa, Acytosteliales, Acytosteliaceae.